This is a messenger RNA of Darwinula stevensoni, 2033 nucleotides long. The record is from the annotation of a GenBank genome assembly. NCBI's taxonomy places the organism in Eukaryota, Metazoa, Arthropoda, Ostracoda, Podocopida, Darwinulidae.
AUGAAUCGACCUUAUACUCCUUCAGCAGAUCCAAAAAGACAAGGAAAAGGAACAACGAUGCCAGACAAUUACAACCUACGAUGGAACUCUCACCAUGCAGAGAUGUUCACCGGCUUCUCCCAGCUACGGAGCCGGGAACAUCUGAUGGAUGUGACCCUCACUUGUGAGCGUCAAGCCUUCAGGGCUCACAAGCUGGUCCUCUCGGCCGGAUCCGGCUACUUCGAGCAGAUGUUCUGCCGCGACACAAAUCCCUCUCCCGUAAUGUAUUUCUUUGGGGUGGAGAUGCACCUUUUGAAGUCAUUGAUCGACUUCAUGUACACGGGUGAAGUGGAUGUGCCAUCGGGUGACCUGGAGAGAUUCAUCCGGCUUGCCGAGGCCCUGGAAGUAAAGGGUAUCAGUGGUGAAGGUAGUAAUGUUUCUACCUAUGCUGAACUCGUGCCUGGCUCUCAGAAGGUCAGUGUGAAGCGCAAGGGACCGGCGGCAAAAGACCAAGCCCAUAAAAAGCGGAAGAGUCCUAGUCAUGACUCAACCUCUGAGAUCCCUCCUCCGAUUCCUGUGAUGAUGCAGUCUCAAGGCCCCCACACUAAUGACUCAGAUUCAUCAUCCAAUCCAAUCAAACUUGCUGCCGUUGUAGAUGGACACCGUGCUCAGGCAGAUGGAGAUUGGGACAGCCAAUCGCAUGGGUCCUGCCAAUCAGAGUCCUGCGGUGCUUUGACCGGGGAGCACGAGUUACCACAAAACACACCUCUUGAGAUUAACCCAGCUACUGUGGGUGCCCACGACGAGAUUGCGUACUACGGCCAGACUUGGGACAACAAAAGGGUGCACUUCUGCUCCCUGUGUUCGUACAAAUCGUGCCAGAAGCACCAUGUGAUGCGCCAUGCCCUCAGUCACCGCCCGGACAAGCCCUUCACGUGCGAGUGCGGAAAGAGCUUUGCCCGGCAAGACAAGCUCCUCAACCAUCAGCUGCGGCACACAUGACGCUUACCCAGUGGCUUCACUCCCUCCCCAGUGGCUUAGGGUUGCUUAUAUGUGGUAGUGUUUUAUUCACAUGUACCCAGUUGUACACCUUUGAAUUUCUUGGGGGGUGGUCACUACGGCAGGCGAGGAAGUGUCGAUGCAUCGAGACGAACCAUUCGCUCUUGAUGGGUUUGAGUUUUUUGUGCCUAUUUCCCUUGGUUUUCACCCAUGGUGUUAAUUAAUUCAUUAAUUUCAGUAUGGGUCUUAUUCUCUUUUAUAUGGGACCAGAGUCUCUCUCAUUUGGCACAAAGCAGAAAUGACAACAUGAAGUCGAUUCAGAGGUUGUGAGAGCAACUGAUACGGCAGGCGAGGGCACCGUGGCAGCUGGUGCCUCAGUGUCUCACCAUGGGCAGCUGUGAGGCUGCUGACUUCUCAGGCAGGAUUUUAAUUUCUCAUUUUGUAUGUGAGAUUUCUUAUUUUCUGUCUCUCACUUUUGCCUGAACACACUCCAGCUGUACCCGCAAGUAUCAAUUCUGGCGCUUCCCUUCUCAGACUGCCAGUGUGUCAUAAUCUUAGAUGAUGCCAUGAAUUGAUGCGUUUAUGUAUUAUGCUGCCACCAUAUUUUUUUCUCAGGAUCCUCUUUAAGAAAUCAGACAUUCUGAUUGCAGAGAUGGCGCUUGUGCCGAUAAUGCAUGCUGAGUUUUCUCAUUGUUUUGGAUAUAUUCAAGGACAAAAAAGAAAUUGUGAACCGUUGCAUUAAUUUUGUAUGUAUGAAUCCUGUGACAGCUCAAAAGCUUUGAGAUGUCACUAUGACCUAUAUUUCAGUCACUGAUGUAUGUAUGCAAUAUAAUGCAUUUUUUUAGUCUACAACCCAGCACCUGCAGAAAUUUCAGGGAGUAACACAAUAGAAUUGCUCUGUUGCUUCAUUUAUGCCUCACCCUCAAAUUUUCCACACUGCAGUUGACGACAUUUUGCAUCAAUCGUCUUUCAGAGCUGAUGUAUUUCAAAAAUGUUUCAACCUGUAUUGUAGGGGCCAUGCCAUUAUUUUCUAUAGGAGUUUUUAAACUGCUGGG